CUCGCCUUUGUAUAAAGAUCUCCGUCUCUUCACACGCCAAGACGCACAAAGCUCUCGCGCGUAAGCCAGAGACAUACACCGAGCUGUUGUGUGAUUGGCCGGCUGGAGAGAGGCGAUCAAUCGAUGGACGAGUCGUGGAGGCGCACGAUAGGCUCGGUGCUGCCGCGGCAGCGGUCGCCGGACCUGCACGCCGACGGCGGCCACCAGGGCCUGGCCCCCGACGACUUCCGCGACGUGUUCGGCGGGCCGCCGCGCACCGUGCUCCUCCGCAGCUUCCACGGCGAGGGGGCCGACUACCGCUCCACGACGGGUCACCAGUACACGAACUACGGAGAUGCCUUCUGCCGCCGGCCGUAUGGCGACGGCAGAGGCCAGCUGGCACCGGCACCGGCCGUACCCACGGAGGUGGGGUUCUUCGACGAUAUCUUCGGCACCCGUCACAUGAGGUCGCGGUCGAGGUCCAAGUCAAAGUCCUCGUCGGGGUUCAGCUCCGAGGAGUUGCCCUCCGGCUUCUGCCGGCCGGUGGUCUCUGGCAGCCGCGUCGACGCCACGCUCUCCUCAUUCACAUCUAGGCUCAGGCCGGUGACGAUCCCUUCGCGGCGGUACGACUCGUCGCCGCCGUCGACGGCGUCGACGAGAGGGGAGUACCAGAGCAGCUUCACAUGCUCGACGGCCGCGUACCCAGCGGCUCGCCACUACUUCGGCGAGUUCAAGGCCGGCAGAUGGAACCACAGCAGCGCCGACGACAGCACGGUGGCCACGCAACACCACCGGCACCCCCGCCCGAGCAGCAGCUUCUGUUGCUUCACGUCGAACCCGGAGACCACCAGCAACGCGCCCAGCUUCCGGCGGACGCGCAGGGCGCGGUCACCCGAGGCGGAGACCACCAUCACUGACUACUCCUGCACCGACUACGGGUACCACUACUCGCCGCCGUCAGCCACGUCUUCGUCGCUCUUCACCAACCCAUUGGCGAGGACGCCGCGGCGGCUGGAGGAGGUGGCGAUGGAGGUGAGGGAGCGAGCGCCGUUGCUGAUGGACGACGGCGACAUCGACAGCGUAGGCGCCGCGGCGGUGGACGAGGCGAUUGCCUGGGCCAAGGAGAGGUUCUGGAGCCAAGCCAAUUAACGAACGACCAGGAUCAUGUCAUCGAGGUGCCAAGACGACCCUCAACAACGUCCAAAUUCUUAGACCCAUCGACUUGUUGUGUUCCUUUGUAAGCUACAUUCUAGUAUAGGUGCCUAGAGAAGAUGUGUUGAGAUCAAUAUUUUGUAAUGUUUCGUUCACUGUGAAAUAUUUUACACAUUUCAGCUGGCACAUUAUACCAAACACGAACACAAAAUGCUGUCAUAAUUAACAUAAGAAAUG
This is a messenger RNA of Phragmites australis (common reed), 1368 nucleotides long. RefSeq lists its product as uncharacterized. The transcript is spliced from 2 exons. The record is from RefSeq and is a predicted model, not a curated record. The coding region runs from base 124 to 1128 and encodes 334 amino acids. NCBI's taxonomy places the organism in Eukaryota, Viridiplantae, Streptophyta, Magnoliopsida, Poales, Poaceae.